AUGCUCUUUAUUACCCUUUUGGCCUCAAUUGUGGCGGCAAGCACGUUUGAAGAAUAUCCUCCCGAUUACAAGGUAACUUUGGGAAGUGAUUGGAUCAACAAAGAUGACGUUCAUCCAUAUCUAUAUACUAUUAGGGACGACAACUUUCAAUAUGCAUGCAAUAUCAGUACGCCAUCUUAUUUUAAGGAUGUAAAUCUGUCCAGAAGCAUCAAUACAACUCAUUUGGACUUGCAGAAGAAGGAUGCCAUACAGGCCAUUAAAAACUUUAACAAGGUCCACGAAAACCACUGCAUAUAUAGCGAGUUGGGUUACUGGUCAUACAGAGCAUGCUUCUCCCGAGGCUUCACCCAAUUUCAUUACACUGGAGAUCGUUCUAAAGUUCAUGAACAGCUCCAAACAGAUCCUUCUAUUCCGUCUCAUCGACUUGGAUAUAUGAAGGACGAUCUAUUCUCCAAACUGUCGGACUUUGAGUUUGUCAAGUCCAGUGACGGGUCUCGAUAUUUGAGUCAGUUGGUAUACAAUGGCUCUGUCUGUGACCUUACGGGUAAGGAAAGAUCUGUAUUUGUUCAGUACAGAUGCGCUCCAGAGUAUUCUGUACCGGUGAUUACCGAUGUCGAUGAAUUAAAGACUUGUCAGUACAGAAUGGUGAUCUCUUCAGCCGAAUUGUGCCAGUAUCCGGUUCUUAAACCUCAGAACUACGUCACAGAGGCAAACAUCUCUUGCAAUCCAAUAAGAGAAUCCAAUUCCAAUUCAGAUGCUCAUUUACUUGCAAUUCACGAGAAAUUGGACUUGUCUACACUUGAUCUACAGCCAAUAGGCGAUGGUAUCUUCUUGGGAUCGUUCCAGAAUCAAGCUUUACCCAUGCUUCCUCGCAUUUUGGUCACCAAUAGGAAAUAUUCAAGUCUAGAAAACGACUUUUUGACUGAUGUAGGUCAGGCUUUCAUGAAUAUGAUGAAAGCAAAUAGAGUGUUCACUCCUCCAGGUGUUUCUCCUGCAAGACCCUUAAAAAAAGGUGACAAAUUCGAAUACGUUACAGAGGUCUACGGUCUUAACAGGGAGUUCAUUGCCAAUGUUGCCAUAGAACAAAACGAAAACGAUUUUUUGGUCACCUACUUUACCGACUUUGGCUCCGCCAAUGACAAUUUUGUAGAGUUUACUGCAGGAGAUACAACUGCAUAA
Molecule: messenger RNA, 1179 nt
Organism: Brettanomyces nanus
Lineage: Eukaryota; Fungi; Ascomycota; Pichiomycetes; Pichiales; Pichiaceae
Exons: 1
Coding region: 1-1179 (392 amino acids)
Biological process (GO): endoplasmic reticulum unfolded protein response; retrograde protein transport, ER to cytosol
Cellular component (GO): endoplasmic reticulum lumen
Source: RefSeq, a predicted model, not a curated record